AUGUUGGCUCUUGCUGUAAGUUUCACCAUCUUUCUGGAGUUUGCUCAAACCUUUGCAACAGUCACUAGCCAUUUACAUCUCGACGGCAGCAGCGGGUUAAGAAGGAACAUUCAUGUAAAGAAAAAUCAAGUUUCGUACGGACAUUUUGCAGUUGAUAGAUUCCAUCGUCUUCAAGGGUCAGUUGGUUUAUCGAUUGAUGUGAGCAACUACAGGGAGUGUGCUCUGAGCUGUGUUAAUAAUCCACCAUGCACCUCGUUUAAUGUCGCUUCUUCUCCUCGUCCGGAAGGAAAAUUUCGCUGUGAGUUGUUAAACGAAGAUAAAUACUCUGCCAGUCCGGGCCAGCUGACCAGAUCACAAGAAUAUCAUUAUUAUAGCAUCAAGGUAUUUAGAACGCUCCCUAAGAAACAGUGUUAAGCGAUCUACUAAAUGGAAGCCGUUAAAAUAUGGCUUCAUUAUUUCAAUAUGAGUGAAGGAAAUUUUUGCCCUACAACAUGACGAUGAAUAAUGUUUAGCGCCCAAACAUAAUGAAAGAAGUGUUUUACCUUUUUCCUGUGUAUAAAUGGGUUUUAACGUCGUCAGGGACACACCCUUUUUGUUAGAGGAUUAAACUCGUUUAACUUCACCAUAUAUGAGAAGUGAAUGUCAUUCCUCGUGAUCAUUUACAUUUCACUUUGGUUUAGAACAGAAAUACCAACCAAACGGGGUGUGACAUUUAAGUUUCAUUUUGUUGCCGUUAGAAAUCGUUUUAAUUUCUGAGUCUUGGUUUCCUCGGUAAUUACAAUUUCCUCAGGCGUGUUAUCACAUCAUCAUCCACAUGUUCAACUUGGUCGGUGUAGGAGCCAUGAAUUGAAAACAUUUCUCAAACCCUCGAUAAUGGAGAGGUUCUUACGCUUUGCGUACGUGCCUUAGACAAAUUAAGCUAGGUUCAUUAAACAUUAAGCAGUGCAACAACCUGCAAACGUUCAAUUAAACAAUGUUGAGUCAUGCAUUAAUAAUCAAAAAAAACCUUUUCUAAACAUGAAGCUCGAAACACGCUAGGUGGCAAAGCAUUGCGGAGAUACACGACCGGAUUUACCUACACUUCAUUUGUGGGAAAAAGAAAGAUUUAUAGAAAGAAAAAACAAAACAAAACAAAACAAAAUACUCAUUUCUCAGAUAUCUUGUCUCAAAGUAUUGUUUUGCAACUCAUCUCAUAUCUUGUAUUUUCUUUUGUGUAUGAUUAACAAAUGAAGAAAAUCAAACUCUAUUAACAGACACCAUGUUCAAGCUUUCCGUGUCAAAACGAAGGAACUUGCGCUCCAAAUUAUGAGGAAAAUCAAUAUCAUUGUGGCUGUACACCCGGUUACCAAGGAAAAAACUGCGAAACAGGUGAGUCAGUCACAAGUUUUGCCUUUUACAUAAAAUGGAGCAAUCACGUUAAACUUUGUGGGUUUUUUCGUGUUGUUGGCACGCACAGACAAGCCAGCGGUCAUAUUCUCGCAAUUUUUUCUUCAUCUUUAAUUUCUCCACGCAGACGUUAACGAAUGUUCUAGCGAUCCCUGUUUAAACGGGGGGACGUGCGUUGAUCAAGUAAAUGGAUAUGUCUGUAAAUGUCACCCAGGAUACGAAGGGGCUCGCUGUCAAACGAGUGAGUACUUACAUAGUGCCCUCUCUACUUGUAUUAAAAUUGACAUUUGUAUAAUUGAUAUUUGACAUGGCUGCUCCGCGGUCACCAUCUAUUUUUAUCAAAUCUGUCUCCUUACAGACAUCAACGAAUGUUCCAGUAAUCCUUGCCAAAAUGGGGGGACGUGUGUUGAUCAGGUGAAUGGAUAUGUUUGCAAUUGUCAGCCUGGAUACUAUGGAGUUCGCUGCAGUCAUACGAGUGAGUUUUCUCAACCACUUAGUUUUAUUGAAAACAACAACAAAAACUGCGCAUUUUUCAGCGGACGAAUUAAUAAAUUCUGAUCCAAAUGGCGAACUUAUGUUUUCUAGCUAUAAUUUAUUGUUUCACGGAAGAGAAUGGUUUUCCCAACAUUGAAGCAUCACUUAUCGGAAAGAUUUUUCUAAAUUCCAUGGCAUUAAUGAAAACAGCUGCAUUUGUUAUGAAUAGAUUAAAUCUGAACGAAGAAAAGGGUGGAUUUUGUUGCUUAGGUCAGAAAUAAAUGUGAUUCGUAUUCUGUGUAAUACGAAGCUUGGACUGUGUUUUUCGAUCCAAUUAAGGGAAGCAAGCAAGUCUGCCUCUCGCAAGAAACAAACUCAACACAUGCAAUAGGGUCUCUUAUGGGUCACAUGUUGUUGUUGUAAAUGUGGCAAACAAAACUUAGUAUAUAAAUCCAUUUGCGUUCUCUCACAAAUGCUUCAACCUGAAUGGCUACGCUACUCCCUAUCUAUUCUGUUAUGCGUGUGAAAUGUAUGUAACACGUGGCGUAACGUUUUUGUAUCAUCAUUGAGAUUUAUAACAAGACGAUUGGACUAUUCGUUCUCCAUUCGGUUCUAUGCGUAAUAUUUGAAGAGGGAUUCGCCCUCAUCACCGAUCACGCGAUAGUAAUCUGGAGCUCAUAAUUUAGUUGGCAAUGAUAGCAGAACCAGCGAGCAGAUGUGUUGAGUUACUGCACCUUGCUUUUCAUAAUCAUUUGCUUUAUUUUUUCAUAUUUUUGUUUUCAUAGACCAAUGGACGGAGUAUACGCCUUACAUUUGUGGGAGUCGAAAUGAGAUUCAACGAGGAUUGACAGAACAGGAAUGCAAACAACUAUGUUCUGCUUGUGUUGCCAUUGAAUACUGGUCUGGAGGAAACAUGGCUUGUUACGAAUGUUUCGAUAAAACACAACGGUACCAUUAUCCCAACACAAAUGAUGGUUCAUAUCCACCUCACGUAUUUGUCAAAAACUGAAUAAUAAAGGAAGGGAUCAAGUUUUACAGACAAUAGAAAUGGCGGUCGUAUGCCGGGUGGCAUGCAGAUUUUGAGGGAUCAACUACGAAGCAGCAUCUUGUGAGUCUCUGUCGAAACAGAAUUUUCAGAAGUAAGGAAGAACAGCAUCUGCGACUACCUCUAAUUCUUUCUUUUCAGUAGACUCUGAUUAAUAUAAAAAAUUUAAUUAAAUUCCCACCAAAUUGGAGAAAGAUAGGAGAGUAGUGAAACACACUCAACAGCGUAGAAAUCGCCCCCGAGCCCUCCCUAAGAUAUCACUUUUUCAAUAGAAAUGAGCUUCCACGCAGAAUAAAAUACAAAUUUAAACAAAACUUGAACGACACAAACUAAAAACUUGAUAUUCUGAAGGGCGUACCCGUCGACAGAUCUUUUCGGGGAUUUUUUUAGUCUUCACCACAACCAAGGAUCAGGAAAAGUUUCAAGAUGUUCGUGAGGUUUUACGACAUUCUCUUUUCUAUCUUCAAGGAUUUUGAGUAAAAUUUAAUUGAACGUUUAAGCGAAUAAUUUCUUAUGCGAUUAAAACUCAUUUAUACGUAUCUAAUAAUGGUAAAUUUGCAGCGUACGUUGAGAAUCUCAUCAUUGCAUGACAAAGGCGUAAUUUAUCGAUCAUAAUUUGGUCGGGCAAACUGUCGCAGAGUUUAAAUCUUCUAGCUAUCAUAACAGUUCCUUUAAUUCUGCUUUUACUCGUGAAACUUUUACUUAAAACAGGCAAUUUUUCAUUCGAUUAUAGCCCUGGCCGAGGUUAAUACAUUUUGUUCAUGAUAGGACAGUUUACUCUCGGAAUACCCUUUUCCAUCCAGGAGUAUCAAUUGAUUACCAGCGAGAUGUCAGGGAUUUCUUAUAUUGUGCUAGGGAAGAGAAGGAGUGCAUUGUUCACGACCUGCAAACGAUCUGCAACAAAACUGCAUGAACCCGAGCGUCAAGUGCAACUUGAAAAAUCUAGUCGUGCUUAUUGACACCAAAUUGCCAGAGAAAUCACGUUAUUACCUAUACCAACCUUUUAUGAACAUCAUAGGGAGUCAAGAGAGACAAAAUUUUGAAAGCAUGCAUGAGCUACUUAUAAUUUGCACUUGUGUUACAACUUUGCAAUCGUGUUACAUGGAAAUGCCCUCGUUUUCAGCCAUUCAGAAGCGCGUAAUUAUAAAUGUUAUUAAGUAUUAAAUUUAUCACUGAUAUUCAUUAUUAUCCAUUUAUUGUCUGAUCAAGAGUUUAAAUUAAUAUUUACUUCUCUUAAGCAAAAGGUAUACAUUAUUGUGAUAUUAACAUAAUUUACUCAGUUGUAUCUAUGACAUAUCAACCAAGGAUUUACACCUUAAGGUAAUAAUCAUAAGUACAGGUAAACACACGUCUGUCAUUAUACUCCCACAAUUUCUAGCCAAUCUAACAAUAAAGCACCUGUAUAACACUAAUAAUAAGUUUAUUUUAUACUCGCAAAGAAUAAUUUUUGUCUGUUCAUUGGCUGAUUCAAAGGUGACUAGUCAUUCACCCAGGAGGUGAUAAGAAACAAAGUAGCUUCGCAUUUUUCUAUCCUUACCUCAGAGGAAAUCCACCACUUUUCACCACCACUUUGGUGAAAAACUGUGAAACAUCAUUAGCACUGUAGUAUUAUUGAAGAGUUUUUACUGACAAUUUAAGAAAACCUGUUAGCAGACAGACGGCCAAAAGCAUGCUGCACACAAAUAGAUCUGAGAAAAUUGGCCGAGAGUGGACUUCUAGGUGGUUUUGUUUUUGGGUGGGAGGGGUGGGUGGGGAUCUUACUGUCUGGAUCUUACAGCUUAUUCAUUUACUGUGAACAAAUCAAUUGUGUACUGACCAAUCAUGAUUAAGAUCUGGAUACUGACUAAACCCAAAGGCUACAAACUAAUUAAGGUUGCCGUCAUGAUUCAGUUCUCCCAUGCUUGAUUGUAUAUUUUCUCUACCCUUUACACCCUAACAUCAGUAUGUAUAUUCUCCAUACUGUUCUCCAUACUCCCUAAGGUGCUAAAAAGGAGACUUUGUUUAUCAUUCCAGAACUUCUUUAGUUGGUGAUCAUUUCCUUUAUUCUUGUCACUUUAGUGUUGAUUCAGGCAUGAUAUUGUAAGGAGAAAAUAGAAGCUAGUCACUCUUAGUGUCAAAGGGUUAAAAAAUUGAAGUACCAUAAAUAUCUGUGGUGUUCACCAUUAUCUGAGUUUCAUAGUAAGUAAUUCAUUGCUACAAUAAUCCAGCCAUAAAAUUAGUAAAAACACAGUUCAGUAUUAAUUCUAUCUAAUAUUAUUGGGUUCACUUUCAAGUAAUUCAUUUCACUGUAGCUGUCACAUAAUUUUUGUACAAGAAGUGAAAUUGGUAACAUUUCCACACAGCUCCAUGCUGUUGCAAAACAAGGCUGUAGCCCCAAGGACACUCUAUAAUCCUGCCAUUGUUUUCUUUAUCCAAGAACUGUAAGCAUAGUGGAGUAUGGGGCUGUGUAUAAAUCGUGUCACAAAUUUCUCAUGAUAAAAUACACCCAACUACACACAAGCUUUCCUCUUCAAUCCUUUCCAACCACCAAAUAUCUAUCAUUACCUUUCCCAUGUGACUUGUGUUUCAACCCAUAUUGUUGUGAAAUUUUAUGUAUAACAGCUCGGUCUUCUUUCGCGAGUUCGCUAGAAAAUUUAAUUUCUCUGUCUGUUCCAAUAAUAAAUGACAUAAGUACAUCUCUAAUCGUCUGUUUUUUCACUUGCGAUCCAUGUGUUGGAUUGCACCCCAGACCAAACUUACCAUCAGUACCGAGAGCAAUGACUGGCUCCGCUCGACCUUGGCCCUCCUUACCAAUCCCCCCACUCCCGGUCCAUCCCAUUUUCCGAAGCAUUUUAUUGCCGAUGUUAUCUUCGGAAAUGCUCGCUGCCUUUUCAUAAGCUUUCGAGACUAGUUUGGUUUUCGACACACAUGGGGCAGAUUCAUGUUGCCGAGAUAGUGAUCCCAAACGAAUAACAGGUUGGCGAGGUCGGAGCAUCGACAAAGCAUUCUCGGCUGCUGUGCGUUUCGCCUGUUUUUUCCCUACCCCUUCCCCAACAGCAACCAACUGGUUCGCUAUCGUCACAGAACAAGAAAAUAGACCUGUUUUGCUGUUCACACCAAGUUCGUCAAAUGAUAUAGUUUUCUUCGAUUUUUGGGCGCUCUCGUUCAAAACACUCACAGGAUUGCUUUCAUUGCCUUCCUCUCCUUCCUCACGCUCGUAGAUUGUGAAGUUUUCUAUCAGUGGUUUUACCUUUCUCAAUGCUUUGUGUGGCACAGAAAUACCCCCCUUCGAUUCAAGUUCACCCACUAUUUCCUCAGUUUUCGCUGGAUAUCUGCAGCUAAGGAACCUCAUGUUCGCCCAAACCAUAGAUAAAGCUUCUCGCUUAUCCUCUGGAAAAUUAUCUUCCAAUUUUUCAAUAAAUUGUGAUCUUAAAUUCCAUUGUAAGUCACUUUCCCAAAUACAUCUUUUUGCCGCCAUUUUGAAAUCUUACAGACGCGGUUACCUGGCUCUUUUUGAGAUAUCUGCUGACCACCUUUGUUGGGUUUUCCAAGAUGGCCGCUGAUGCAUGACGAGUAAACAUGAAGGGUGUCUGUUUUUUGAAGCUAGAUUCUCGUAAAUUUCUCGUUUUUAGCAGAUGUAUACCCAAUUCAUCAUUCCGCAGGAGCUUGAAAUACCUCUCCUCGCUUCCUCAUUUUGUAUGUUCGGAGGAUCUUGGUUUUUAUCGAGCGAGAUUAUACAAACCAACAAGACCACGUAAUUAUUUUAGCCUGAAGACUACUGGACAAUCCAAGAAACAAGAAGGAGUACAGGCUACCGAGUUAUUAGAUUCCACCACUCAUCAGCAUCACACUACCACCAUAUUACAAAGAUUACAAGAUCUAGAAGAGUCGUUUCGUGUUCGGGGACAUUCUAUCUUGAGAUGGGGCUUAAGUGCACUUGUCAUUUCGGGAUUUUUUAUUUACAUUUUCCGUGAACCACUUAGGGAAAAUGUGGCAGACGAAGUAGCAGAUGUUGCUAGCAGAUCUCUAGGUAAGGCAAAUUUGAAGAAAACUGACUUUGCAAGACUUACAGGAGGGGUCCAAAAUUACCCUCUCCUCCCCUCCCAUAUUGUGAUGACUUGUCAUGAAAUGCCACGGACUUUUAGUCGCCUUUUAACCGACUAGACCAUUUGCUUUCAUUAAAACCUGUUAGCCGACAAACGGCCGGCAGUGGGCUGACGAAUGGAACGAGAGUGGGCCUUUAGGUUUUUUCGUGUUUUGGUUUGUUUUGUUUUAAUUGUUUGUUUGUUUGUUUGUUUGUUUGUCUUUUUGGGGGGAGGGGGUGGUAGGGUAUAUUAGGGUAGGGUGGAUUAAUUUGGGAUUGUAUUUCUCCCUUACUCUGGAUCUUACGGCUCAUUCAUGUACUGUCUGAUGAUACGUUUCCUUAUUUAGCUGACGAGAAUGUUAUACAUAAGGCUAACGAAGUCACGAGAGCCGUCCUCCGAGAUAUUCUUCACGAUCCGGAAAUCACUAAACUGGCUGGUGCUUUCGUGAUGCAUGUCCUCCACAGAGAAGACGUAAAGUCUGCCGCUAUUCAGUUAACCCAACACGUCCUCAACGAUCCUUCGACCCUGCAGAAGAUCAAUGAACUUGCCAAGAGUACGCUUUUGAAUCUGAUGGUGCACGAAGAAACCAGAGCUUUAAUGUUGAGCUAUAUUAAGGCGCUGAUUCUGGAUAAAAGCACUAAAGAUGCGUGUAAAGUCCUGUUGGCGGAGCUCGUGAAGGAUCCGGAUGUGAAAGGAUUUAUGGCAGCGUCACUUGGUGAUCUGGUGACGUCGUCUGUUGUUAAAAGCAGUGCUGCGGAACUUGGCAAAAGCGUCACGCAUGAAGUUGUCAAUGACGCAAGAAUUCAGCAAGAGACUGGGAACUUUCUGUGGAGAGCCUUUAAGAACACUUUCACCUCCGGAUGGUUUGGCUAAGAGAUAGAGGAUGAUAUGGCAAAAAGUGAUGAAAGAAAAAGUGUUUCAUCGAAAAUUAUUUCUAAAUUUCGUGUACUUAACAGUUUGACUGGCAAACCUUAUUUAGGCCAUUAAACGACAAGGCAGUCUGCUUUUUCCCAGGAAAUAAUUACAAAAAGAUUUCAAAAGAGAAGUGCUUUUAUUGAAAAGUUAUUCGAUUUACUUGUACUUUACAGUUUGACUGGCGGUUUAAACUUUAUUUUAGGAAAUUUAGGCCACAAACAGUCUUUUUCUUAGGUUCAUUGGGUGAGAAACAUUUUUAAAAAAAAUAUAUGAAAAUGCAUGUGGUCACCGAAUUAUUUAAGAAAAAAAAACGUGUCCAUUCGCAUUUCUUAUCUCAUCGCCAUCGCCAUGUUGUUGCAGGUAUAUCGUCACGAUAUAUCUUGUAUUUUUACGCAGAAAAAAUGCCGGAGAAAGAAAACUUUAUUUUAAAUACAUUAUCAUAUGUAAGUGACUUGAAAAUUACAUCGACAGAUGGGUGUCCAGAAAAAGAAGGCAAAGGAAUAUUAGAAAUAUUAAGUUUAUCCGAGGAAACCUAUAUGCUUUACUGUUGAAGGAUCACCUAAAUAAAAUAAACGUAUUUUCAGUUAAUACAUUUAAGAUUAUGGGAAAUACUUUUUUAGACGCAAGGCUGCGAGUAUAACAAUUUUUUUGUCUAAAGGUGCACGGUAGAUUUUGCCAACAAACCUCUGGCACAAGGGUAUUUGAGUCAAAGAUCAUCUAUUACACCUCACAUAUUUGCUGUGUGACUAUUUUUUUCACAGAAUACGCGAAAAAACGUUUGCCACGUUUUGAGGACCUGGGUGGUAUCUCCUGUAAACGGAGAAAUCUCAAAUAGAUGCUUCACAGCUCGAGGAGAGAUCCUGGGUAAUUCCGCUUCCUCUCAGUCCCACUUAUCUUUUUGUUAACCUAGAAAAUCUGUUGACUUGUCAAGGAAAGGAAGAAAAAAAUUUAUUUACCCGUUUGCUGUAAAUUGCAAUAUUGUAUGAAUAUGGGAAAUGUUAAGAAAUGAACAGGCGAAGUAAGGCUCACUCCCAGUCUUUUCCGCAGUCAUUUAAAUCGCAUUAGUGGCUACUUACCACAUGCCGCGUGACCGUGGGCUCAAACAAAGUAAAAUUACUAUGCCAACUUGAAAGCAGGAUUUUCUUUAUUAUCAAUUAAUAACCCCGGUUAACUGAGCCCUCGUAACUGUCUCGAAUUUGGGCAGAUCCAAUUAGCUGAUGUUAGGGAGCAGUCAUUAGUUACAGGUACCUGUGCGGAGGCCAUUCAAGACCUAACCAAGGCGAAUAAAUAUUUAAGUAGUAGCGGUUAAAGCUAUCACAUAAUGACGGUAUACAUGACAAUCAAUUUGCCUUCUGAAAUAUCACCGACAUCGUUUUGUUGCAGGUAGUUUGUUCGCAGUGUUAACUCCUGACUACGAGUUGAGGUUGCAAAUGCAAGCGUUUAAGUUUGAGUUCACUUUGAUGCACUAACGUCACUGUAUUGCUGCAUACAGUCUACAGCUUGAAACUCUUAUCAAGUUCAUCGUGUUCUGGAGGAGUGUCCAAACCAGAUAGGAAAUUGACGCAAGUUAAUGAAGAUAGAGUGUUUACUAAGAUCGCAUCUGAAAAGCAAGUACUCAUGUUCAGUGUAAUGGAAGGUAAAUAACUUUUUAUGAGGAGGAAAUUCUCACUGAUUUUGCCGUACGCUUCAGAGAUACAAGCAAUUUUGAUCGACAUAGCUGUGGGCUGCAAGUUACACAAACAAACGCAGUCUUUCCCAGCAGGUAUAGUUUGUUAUCAUUUUCACCUAACACACCGAAGCUAUGGAAAAAACUGAGAACGAUUCAAACAUUAUCACGAAUCGCACAAGUUCCGACAUUCUUACGUGCUCUAUUUGCUUGGAAAGUGUUCGCAAGCAACGAGCGAGCACCCACCAAAAAUGCGCCGCUGCCUUCUGCGAGUCGUGCCUUGGCGCCUACAUACGAUUAGAAAUAACCCAGGGGAAAUGGAAAGUUGAAUGCGCGAACUGCAGCUCGUUGCUUGCUAAAGAAAUAAUCCAUAAGUUCUUGGAGGAGUACCCUUUACUUCAAGAGCAUUUCACUCGUCUGGUAGCAGAUGCGAAUCAAGAUCCUCUGGUCAAAACAUGUCCAAAUUGCGGCGGAAGAAAACGCGUUAAGAAUCACAAAACAAAACGAGUAGCGUGUGAAGAGUGUCAUUUCGACUGGUGCUUUACAUGCCAUGCUCCAUGGCAUAAAUCAAUGAGCUGCAAGGACUUUAAACGAGGAAACAAGAUGUUUAAAAAAUGGACGAAAGACACCACCGAAUGUGGCACGGGUAUAAACGCACGUCCUUGUCCGAAAUGCAAAGUUUUCAUCCAAAGACAAGACGGUUGCGAUCAAAUGACUUGUCCCCGGUGUCGUACAACCUUUUGCUAUCUUUGCGGCAAGAAGAUCGUGCAUAGUAAAUUGUUUGGCAGCCACUGGAGUAUCUACAGUGUGUUAGGAUGUAGGUAUAUUUAUAAACCGCAUCACCCUGUGCAAAGAAAGGUCAUUAGAGGUUUUUUACUAGCUGUGGUACUAGCUUCGCUGCCAGUUUUUGCCACCAUCUUUGUGGCUUUAUCCCCUGUGUAUGGAGUUUAUAGGUUACAUAAAUGCACUCGUAAGCAGUAGACGUUUACGAUUAAGGUUUGAAUGAAGCUAACCGUUCAUUUUUAAAAUUAUCUCAUAAUUGCAAAAGUAACUUUAAUACAGACGACAAAAGUUACACUUUAACAACUUCAUGUCUGUUCGAACAGCUAAAUCGUAUUUAACCAAUUGCAGUUUUCCUCUGGCCAUCCCAGUAAACUUUAAAAAGAUAUACUGUAUUAAUAAAAUUUUCAACUUUUAUCAUUCAUUCGAUGUCUAAUUGUCACAAUGUUAUUGCGAUGUUCUCACGUUUUACAUUGUUAAUAUUCUUUUUAACUGCCGAGGUCUCCUCUACAUCACUGGCUCUCGAAAAUGAAGUAUUUUUCCAAACAGGCCUUUAGAGAACAAACCAAGACUAACGAGGAGAAUCUGCCUGCCUCGGUAAAACUUGCGUUGGAUACUCAAAGAGAGUAUAUUUCUCAUUCCUGAUGAUGCCUGACAAGUUCCAUAAUAUUAUGAGCUGCUAAUACGCGAGUCUUUACUGCCCUUUCCUACGCUGUCUUUCGUUGGCGCACAUGAAAUGCUGCAUUGAUGGUACCUUAUCUACACAGCCCGUAAUUAGGUGAACAUAUCUGCGGGUUACGUCACUAAUUCUACGUCCUUAGAAUCCCGUGGAGAAUUCUGCUUCGUACUGUGUAAGGCUGCGUUGUCAAGGUUAUGCUGUAACGUAAAAAAUACCAAAACAGUUUUAGGUUACAAAAUAAUACAGUCGUCACUUCUUUCCGAUUCCGCUUUGAACUCUAGCGCAUUUGAUCACGUGAAAACGAGCUUGUCAGAGUCGUAAAAGGCAGCCAAAGAAUAAAAUAAUCACAAUGCACUUCAAGUGCUUGUGAUUCUAAUAAUCGAGUUUUUACCAGAUUAUAAGCGACGGAGUCAUAGGAGGCAUCAGUAUUCUGCUUCUUAUUCCCGUUCCAUUUGCCAAUUUUUCGCGAUCAUACCUCUCUGCGCCCUGUGAGAUAACGACUUCAACAUAACUGAAAACCAGCCUUAAAUAACUUACCUGAAGUACAUGCAACCCCGACAGCGAAGCCACGGCGAGUUCCUUCAGUCCGUCAUUAGUUAGAUCCAGAUAUUCAAUGGCAAACAGAGGGCUCGCAAAACUUCUCCUCCACAUCAGCUGAAAAUCAAUGCUUUUUGAACCGUUCCCUGUAUUGUCUAGAGGGACACACUUAAAGAUGAGGAGUUCCUGUUUAAUAGAGAAAAGGAAAUGUUGUUUCACCAGUAUUCCAACGUUUCAUGAACAUUAAAGGCCACUGGGACCUAGUUCCUCAGUUUUACAGCACUAACUGUCGAUCGCAAAGUUUACAUUUCCAAGACGUUUUCUGCAGAACAACAACGUGAAAUUAUUAAAUUUUUCCUUCCUCUACGUACGAGGAAUGCAAGGGCAAAUUAAUCACUUCUCUCAGUGCUUGUAAUUUAACGCUGCCUCCACAAGAUAAAAUCUUCGAGCCUUCGAAAUUCUCACCAGCGGUCUACCACAACCUGUAAGACCAAUUACCACCGUAUUUUGAGUCUGCGAGCAAGCUCUUGAGUUUUAAUCGCUCUGACGAAGGGCUAAUACUCGAAAACUCAACUUUUAAACUCUAUAAGGUGGCCAGUUUACGUUUUCAACCCAGUUGAUAACACUAAAUUACCAUACUUUACACCAAUUGCCAACCGUUAUUAAAACACCUGACAAAUGUUAAUUCACUUUUCAUUUUUAGUGGACGUUUACGCGGGCGUUGCCGCUAUUAUAAGUCAAACUCCCAGAUAACCUUCUUGUCAUCGUGUAGCGUUCACCUGUCCAUAUGUCCCCAAGAUUAUUUCGUUCUUUCCGUCCCAGUUGACGUCAGCGAUACAUGUACACGUCACACAAUCGAAUUCGUCCGAUUCUGGUAGAAUCACCAUGUUAGUGAAACCUUGACUAAUUAUAUUGCUGUGAACCAAAAAGAAACACUUAGUCAACACACAUUUCCUCUCGGCUAUAAAAUUUAAAUCUAGAAUGAGAGCUUAAGUUCAGAGCUUAUUGCUGAAGUGUACUGUGGAAGUUCCUUUGCAAGAAAUUGUCAAAAAAGUUCGAUUCUUGCGGUCUGGCGUUGGCUUAAAAGUAGUCCCGAGUUUCUUUAAGAACCAAACAAGCUCCUAGAAUAACUUGUCAAAACAAUCAUAAAGUUCUCUCGCGCAAAUCACCACUGACAGUUCUCCAUCGCAUAGCCGUUGUGGUUUACUUACGUGUAAACGACAGUUGCUUCAAUUGCACAGCAAACCAAAAGGUGGUAAUCCCUUCUUUCAAAUGUUUGUCCGUUUUCAAUAUUUUUAGCAUCUGCAAGGAGAAAUGGAAACAAUUCUUGUGUCAGCUUAUUCUGAAGACGUCUCAAAAAGAGAUCAACGGAGUUUUGUAUAGCACAGUUAAAACUUUACCGGUACCGGUAGCUUCGAUGAUUUUGCUCGAGUCUUGCGUAAACAAUUUCACACUUGAAAUAGGUCCAUCACGAUCCAAAGUGUCUAUCUUUUCAAUACCUGUAAAACAAUACCAAAACAGUAAAAAAAUCUGUAUCAAUACUGAAAAACACCAUAAAAGUUCCUCUUCCCACCAAAAUGCAAAACGAUCUCAGAAAGGAAGAUGAAAAUAACAAUCAAUUAGGCGAAUAAACUACGACGACUUUUUCUGCCUUCGACAUCGCCUCGACGAAGUUGAAAACGACCUUUUCACUCUGUCAAAUAUAAUUUUAAUCGAGAAACACAAAUUAACUCCAAACGAAGUUUCCAUGGCAACAUACUUCCCCUAGUAAGGUCAGUCACUGCCACCUUAACGUGCCCGUUUUGACAGCCAACCACUGUUACACGCUUAGAAUUGUGUAGAGUUUCCACUUCCAACCAAAGAACACUGCACAAAGAGCAAAGAAUGAACAAUAAUUUAACACAAUCUAGACUGAUACCUUUUGAUUUAAAUACACAAAGGAAUUCUAAAAGACUCCUAAGAUUUAAAGCAGUGCACAUAAACAUCAAAUCUUUAACACUGAGCGUGUGAUGAAAGAAACCACUUACUUGCUUGGUAAAUUUUGCAGUUCAGGAAAAAAGCUUUGCACUGGCUGCUCCUCAAACCUCUGUUGGGUCUUAUCCUGCAAAUUUAGUAAAGAAACUGUUUAAUCCUUUACACCUCAAAACCAAUAUGCAUAUUCUCCAUACAGCUCUUUACACAUUUCCCAAGGUGCUGGAAAGGAGAAUUUGUUUACCAAUCAUAAGCUUCUUUCAUUGAUGAUCAUUUCCUUAAUUCUCAUGACCUUAACAUGUGAUUCAGGGGUGAUAUUGUGGGGAGAAAUUUGAUGCUAGUCACUCUUAGGCUUAAAGGGUUAACAGUGGGAAGUUUAUAAACACAGUUGUACCAACCAUAAAGUAGGUAGUCUGGGCCUUAACAAUACAAAGCAAAAGUGAUCCUAAUUACAAUGUCAAAGCAAACUCCACAUGUAGUAACUGUCGGUAACAACAAUUCACAAAUGAAGCACUGGUGGGUUAAAGAAAGGAGCCAGGAUGCUCAAAUUUAGCAAUUUUCUCUUUCUGCCAAUGUACAUCUCUUUAUAAUUUAUUUCAAACAACUUAGUGGAAAGUGCUUGGAUUGGAUAUCGUAAAACCAAAUCAACAAGAACUCAAAGAAAAGCCAAGCAAACUGCUGUGCACACAGGAAAAAGCUCAACAAUACACAAUUGCUUUUAUUGUUGUAUCUGAUUGGUUGAAAGGGUGGUGUACGUUUUCUCAACCGAUCACCAAGCAGAAAAGAGCAAAUCCAAAGCAAUCCCACAUUAUUGUUGACACUUGAUUACAAAUUACAUGAUCCAGAUAGCACUAUUCAUGUAAUAAAAGUCAUCAAUUCUCGUCACUUUUUUUCCUUCAUAUCAUAUCAUGUUGGAAGGAGAAGUUACAUUUUUUAAUCAGUUUUGGGAGUCAGAGGGUAAUAGUAAAAUCUGCUAACCUCACAAAACAUGUGCACCUUUUCAUCACUUCCACAAAGUAAAAACACAAUUUGCUUUCUUUCCUUUAUAACAACCCUGCCAAAGGCAAGUACAAGAAUUGAUUUAGUAAUUAUCAACUGGGAGUGUGUGAGGUUAUACCAAAAAAAUUUUAAAUGACAUUCUAAGGUCUAGCAAUGCAUAACAUAGCUCCAGUGAUCUGUAAAUCAAGUUCUCAUUUUUAGAUUCUUCAUUGUAAAGGUCUCCAUCAGUUCUAGUACAUAAUGCACUGACCAAUGUCUUUGAUGAGUCUCCAUGUAUUUGAAAAAAAUCUAAAAUUAUUGACUUGAAUACAAAAGAGACUUCUUACUCAGCAUGCGUCAGCUGGAAAGGGACAAAGUUCAAUUCAAGGUGUUGACAACCCUCUGUAAAAAAUGAUUAGUAAUAUUGUAAGUAAAUUGUAAAUAGCUUUUAGAUGAAAAAAACAAAGAUUCACUGCAUAGUAGAUAAAUCAAUAUGCAUUUAAACACAUUGACUGAGAAGUUAGAGUAGCAGUAUUGCAAACACUGUAUUAUCAACAUACUAUACCUGCAAUACUACCCAGAGAGAACUCUGAUCUACUUUCCAAAGCUGAAUAGAUGUUGAGAAACUGUUUUUGGUGACUUCUAGAAUUCUACAACAGAGUUCAGUAUUGUUUAAAAUCAGCCACAGAAUACUCCCAGAAGGGUGAUGGAUAAAAUUAAAAGAGUGUCUUUGUGUAAAAGACAUCUAAAUAAUGUAGACAUCUCAAAUUAGUUGAAAUUUAUUUCAGUACAAAUUGAAUCAGAUUUCUCUGAGAAAGAGGGAGAAAAAUCCUCUAAAACACUCUCCACUCCCAACAUGUGGCUUUCUAGCUUAGUUGGUACUACUGUGGCAGCCAACUAGUAUGUAGGAGGCCUGUGUUAGAAUUCCAUCAAAGCCUGAAUUUUUUCCAGGGUUCUUUCAUUCUAUUGCUUAAAUUGCUGCUCAGCUGCAGGGAUCAUGGCUUUAUUUGAGAGGCACCACAAGUUACUUCCUGUUUGAAUUUGUGGACUUACUAUUAAGUAAUAUGCAGUACUUGUGCUCCAUAGAAUUUUAUAAUGAAUAAUGUUAGGUAACACCUAGGUCAUAGCUACACACUCUCAUAGAUUAUGAUGCAACUUAUGGUCAAAAUCUCAAAAUAUGACUUUUCUUAUAAAGAACUAUUCAUCAGAGUUUAGCCAAAGUGUUCUGCCAUGAUAGAAAUAAAAAAACUGCACUCCCUCAAAUACGUACCUUUAAUAAAAUUAAUGAUAUCCCUACUACAAGUCCUUUUCUUGUCUCAGGUCUGUUAAAUGCAUCAAUGGAAACAAUUUCUGCUGAAUCUGAAGGGGAAAAAUGAUCAACUAAACAAAAAAACAAAACAAAUAAAUAAAUGAAUAAAAGAGGGAUUGCGAGAGGUGGUGAUCGAUGUAAUCGGUAAGCAAUAUACAAUUCCUGUGGAGAGGUGAGCGUGAUUUUUAUUCUUUUUCGGGUACCCUAAAGACGGCCUGGUUAUGAUUUGGUAUGAUCUUAGUGCACGUUUCCAUCAUCAAGCACAGAUUUUCACAGACCUGGGAUGUAGGUGAAGGGAACCUCUUUCGAAGUCGGCACAGGUGAAUUCCGUGGAUAUUCCAAGCAAACCACCCUGCCACUAAGGGACGCCAGAAAUAGCUUUCUUUCUUCGUCGUUUCCGUCGAUUUUUGUCAGACCAUAGAUAUUCGUUUGCGAGGGGAUUGGCAAGAAGUGAAUUUCUUCGAAAUCAAAUUCCUCCUUGUCCGCCAUAUUUAUUUCUAGUUUAGACCCAGGCCUCUCCUCUGCAUAAUCGAUCCAAGUCUAACCUUCGUACCAGGAAAGGUGAUACUGGCCUCGCUAAAUUUUUUUCGCCAAAGAAUCUUCUUUUUCCUCGUUGGAUCGAUAGUGUCUGUAGAGAUAUAUGGGUGCUAAACUUUUUUGCGCCUCAGAAAUCUAAUUACAUACUUUUGCUGCAGGUGAUGAAAAAUAACCUCGAAGAGCCAUUGAGUGAUCAUAAUUUCACAAUCUUCUGGAAACUGUUCUUCUGAAACAAUAUAUAUCUUCUGUUUUAAGACGUCGCAAAGAUGCAUAUUCAGAAACACUAAUACACCUACUACCUACUUUUAAGACUUAACACAUGCGCUAUCGUUUUGAGGAUACUUAGCAAUUAUCAGCUGAAUUACGCACAAAGGUCUAAAGUGUGAAUUACUUUUAUUAUUGUAACUACGUAGGGUCACUUAAAAGCACAAUGUGUUAAAAAGCGCUGAUAGAUUUCAAUAGGGAUAAAGCCGACUUAAUUUCUUAUAGAAUGGAGUCACAAAGGGCAAUUGAAUUCUCGCACUAUUUCCAUAAAUAUUCCUGGCAGAAUUUAGCUAAAUUAACAAAACUGGAUCUCCUCGCAGCGCAUAUAAUCAUCAUAUAAGACCCCCGUGCUUUUCACAGCUUUUCUGUGUGACUUUGAAGAGCAAGGAGCGAACAUCAAGUCAACAGGUGCAGGUUUUCGUUGCUAUGCAGGCUGAACGAUACAUUUUAAAGCUUCUCUUUCUUUUAUUUCCGAUCAUUCUUGUUCCUAUCACGGCCCACAACUAUGUAGACGGUAGAAGCGGUUUAAUACGAGGAGUCCGUGUACCGGGAACUCGAGUAUCAUAUGGCAAUUUUGCAGUUGACAAGUACCAUCGUCUUCAAGUAUCAGUUGGUUUAUCGAGCGUUGUGAGCAACUACAGAGAGUGUGCUCUGAGCUGUGUUAAUAAUCCACCAUGUUCCUCGUUCAACGUCGCCUCAUCUCCACGUUUAGACGGACAAUUUCCAUGCGAGUUGUUAAACGAAGAUAAAUACUCUGCCAGUCCAGGCCAGCUGGUCAGUUCACAAGAAUAUCAUCAUUACAGUAUCAGGGUAUGCAUAGAGUUGAUUGUAAAACAUUUUACAACCCCUUUCAUGCAAUGAAGGCUCUUUGUUUAUACUUCUACGAAACCUCCCUCUUAAUUUUUUUAAGUCAUAAUUCUCAAAACCAGUAUUUUUUGCGAGAUGCGAGUUCCAUUUCAACAAAUUAUUUUGGGUUUGAUCAAAAAAGACUCUCGAAAAUUUCAGACACCAUGUUCUAGCUGGCCAUGUCAAAACGGUGGAAAAUGCAUCCCAAACUACGAAAAAGGAGAGUUUACAUGCUCUUGUAAACCUGGUUUUGGUGGAGAAACUUGUCAAACAGGUUAGUGCAGAAACAAUAUCCUAAUAAAUAAGCAUUAAGUUGCUUUUUGUUGUAAAUGUCGGUAGUGGUAGCUCUUUUGCUCGGAGAGACCAGCAAACUGAGACUUUUCAAUUUCAGAGUAGAAAAACGUUUUUCUAAUUCCAUGCAAAGUUAUGUUGGGACUUUUCGCUGGGUAUAUACUAUUUCGUUCAAGGGCGCAAAACUUAAGAUCUUUAGUCGGAGAUGCUGUCUCUCCUCACUACUUUAUGUCAUUUAUUUAAUUCAUUAGUAGAGUGCUCUGCUCAUCAUCAGGGGGUAGGGGAAAGGGUCCAGAGAGGGGGAAGGAGAGGAAGUUGUCAGUGAGCUUGUAAGAGUAAGCAUAGUUCAGAGUUGACACUGAAAGCCAUUUCAUUCUUCUCACUCAAUGAUUCUCCAAACCAACUCCUUUCAGAUAUCGACGAAUGUUCAUCAAACCCCUGUGAAAAUGAAGGUACUUGUGUCGACCAGGUCAAUGACUUCAAUUGCGUUUGCCAACCAGGAUAUGAGGGAAAAACUUGUCAUAAAGGUUGUAUAUAUUUUUGUUAUUAUGGCAUAGUACUCUACAGAGUGAACAUUUAAGAGCAAAAAAGAUGUCUGGUUUGAACUCCCACUUUCUCUCUGCUCCAAAAUGGCACCAAACAGAACCAAGAGGAAAAAAAAAUUUUAAAGUUCAAGAGGGAAAAGUUCAUCAUUCAAAGUUAUCGCAAAUAUUUUCCUUUUGGUUAACAUGAAGCUGAAAGCAGAGGACCAAAAAGUUCCAUAUUUUUUGUUUGCGUAACUGCGUUGCCUAUCCUCUCUGGAGACAGUUCAUUAGGCUUCGUUUCGCUUUCGACCUUGUGUCAUUGAUAGACUGACAUGUCUCUGGCUGAUAUCAUUAUCAAUUGAAUAUCAUGCAGAAGCAAAAUCUAAUUCUCGCACUGAUACUUGUGACUGCAGACCCAAUUUUGCAGAGGAAGGAAUUCGAGAUAAGGGGUAGAACUAGGAAUUUAAUACGCAUUGUUAGCCAUUGUUACUGGGAAGGGAUGUCGAGAUGUAGAAUUAACACGCUCUGCGAGCCUAUUUUGCGGACAAAGGACCUCGAGAUUACGAUUGAAACUAAGGAUUUAUUUUGCCUUGCAUGCCUAUCUUGGCCCCUCGCAGAGAGAAACGAAUGUGCCAGCGAUCCUUGUCAGAAUGGGGGCAUUUGUAUAGACCAAGUCAAUAGAUACACGUGUCAGUGCAGAGCUGGAACAACUGGAGAUCACUGUGAGAUAGGUAAGGAAUGACUAACUAUGCCACAGGCUAUUAGGCACCUGCUAAAACCGGCGCCAUCCAAACGAAAGGAAAAAAUUUAUCGGAGGGACGAAGGCAAUCUAAUGUUAGGCCAAAAAUAAUGAAAUCUCAAAUUAACGUUUUUAGCGUUUUUGAUCGAGCGUUUAUUCAAAGACGACGUGUUUUUGACGGCGGUGUUUGUUUCUUAAUCACACGUAUUAAAUCACGGACAAUUUCCAUAAACUAUUUUGAAGUACUAUGUAAAAAAAACAUAUAUCCCGCUUUUUUGCUGGGAUGGAGUAAUUAUAGACUGGUUAUGAAAUGAAUAACAACGUAUGGGCGGCUGCAGUUGCGGUCUGGGGAAGCUGCUUGUAUAAAGUCUCUAUAUCAAUGAUAAUAAUUAUUAUGAUAAUAAUAAUAAUAAUCUAGCAGUGGACAUUCUCCUGUCCUCUGUUUCCAGGUCGAACUAGAAUGUUUGUUUUUACCGAAGGCGACCCGGAUAUAACCUCUCGGAGCAAGGACGAGAACGAAAAACAAACUCAAUCUAUACGUGACACCUCGUCCGGGAAUCGAAUCCGGGCCACACCAGUGGGAGGCGAGCGCUCUCACCACUGUGCUGUCUCCGCUCCCCCUAUUACUUACAGCCUCAUAUUCAACACUGUUUCGCUUUCAGAUGUGGAUGAGUGUUCCAGCAACCCAUGUGCCAAUGGCGGAACUUGUGUAGAUUCCGUUAAUGGUUACUUGUGUCAGUGUGCUGAGGGAUUUGCCGACACAAAUUGUAGCAGUUCUGGUAAGCCACUUAAUUAA
Molecule: messenger RNA, 19801 nt
Organism: Pocillopora meandrina
Lineage: Eukaryota; Metazoa; Cnidaria; Anthozoa; Scleractinia; Pocilloporidae
Source: the annotation of a GenBank genome assembly